Molecule: messenger RNA, 1241 nt
Organism: Porites lobata
Lineage: Eukaryota; Metazoa; Cnidaria; Anthozoa; Scleractinia; Poritidae
Source: the annotation of a GenBank genome assembly
AUUGAGACGAAUCGAGUGAAUCUAACAGCAGUAAUUUGUAUUUUCAUUCACAGAUUUAAGUUUCGGCGCCCUGUAGUGUGUGUUCAGCGUUUUACAGUUGAAGCGAACUGAGCCAACAAAUUUUAAAAACUGACAGCAGUAUUUUUUGUUUACAGUUAGGCCGUGUAGGCAGCCACCGGAUCGAGUAGGUGUUUCCUCACACACAAGGUUAGAAUCAAGAAAAAUUCGUACUUAUUUUAAUGCAAGUUAUUUCGCUAAAAAAAAAAAACGGUUUGUUUCUCUGGACAACUCCAGCAAAGCCUCUGUUUUUUGUGUUAACAUAGAAACCAGCCUUUGUAUAUGUAGCCAGAAGGCAGAUAACAAACAUACACUGACAAAUAAUAAGAGCUGUGUCACGCUUUUAGCUUGCUUUUCAUAAGCUAAAAUUCUCAGCCAAAAAAAAAGGAAACCCCAAUUAACGACUUCAGUUGAAAAAAUGGACAUUGUCAACUUGCACGUGAGGAACCCACUUGCACGUGAGGAUGGGAAAAGACGGCUUGGAUGCAAAUGGAUUAAAAUAUGAAUUACUAUGGUGUUAACUAUAGUUUUUCUUUUCUCUGACUAAGCAAAUUUUGUUGGUUCUGGCCAGACUGUGGUUUUAUUUGUCAGAAUGCAUCUGAUGCUCAGCUGUUUUGUAUUGGAUUGAGUACUUAAUUAAGACAUUAAUACUAUUGUUCAUACAAUGUAUGUGUCAGUAAUAACUACUGAUCAAUCAACACAUACAUUGACAGUAAAAAUUAAUUGUUAUUGUGACCAAUUCAACAGCACUAAAUUUUUUUACUUGGCAGAUUGUUUACUUCUCCUCUUCAACAAUCUUUAGUCAUACUCUGUCUCUGUACAAAACAAAGCUAAGUUAGGAUUGUGACGAUGAGCAUUCACUGUUUGUUCAUUCUUACGACCCUCUCUCUUCCAUUGGAUUGAGUUAUUCUUGUGACAAUGGGGAUUCAAUGUUUGUUCAUUCUUACGACCCUCUUUCUUCGGAGUAUUUUCGUGUUACAGAAAUGUCACAGAUCUAUUGUUCGUUCUUUAUUGUUCUUUGUUCAAGUGGCUUAUUGUAUUCUAUUGUUAUCUGUUGUUUUAGAAACUUUGUGAACCGGUACACCAGGAAACUGCCCUUUCUUCCAUCAAAUUGGGUUAGGCUUGUGAUGAUGGGCAUUCACUGUUUGUUCAUUCUUACGACCCUCUCUCUUCCAUCAGGUUGA